Messenger RNA from Syzygium oleosum, 480 nucleotides. Its product is annotated as major allergen Pru ar 1-like. Gene Ontology annotation, biological process: defense response; abscisic acid-activated signaling pathway. The transcript is spliced from 2 exons. The record is from RefSeq and is a predicted model, not a curated record. Gene Ontology annotation, cellular component: nucleus; cytoplasm. Gene Ontology annotation, molecular function: protein phosphatase inhibitor activity; abscisic acid binding; signaling receptor activity. Bases 1 to 480 code for a protein of 159 amino acids. Lineage: Eukaryota; Viridiplantae; Streptophyta; Magnoliopsida; Myrtales; Myrtaceae.
AUGGGUCUCAUCACUUAUGACAUGGAGAUCUCCGCCACGAUUCCGCCUGCCAAGAUGUUCCAUGCGUUUGUUGUCGACGGAGACAAGAUAUAUCCGAAGAUCCUCCCUCAAGUCUUCCAAAGCGUGGAGAUCGUCGAAGGCGACGGAGGGCCCGGAACCAUCAAGAACAUUACCUUUGGAGAAGCUAGUCAAUUCAAGUAUGCAAAACACAGGGUCGAUGCUCUGGACAAGGAGAAGUUAACAUACAGCUACAGCUGGAUCGAGGGCGACGCCCUGAUGAACAUAUUCGAGAAAAUCUCGCAUGACGUCAAGAUCGAGGCCGGCCCCAACGGAGGGUCGAUAUGCAAGAACACCAGCAGGUACUACGCCAUCGGCGACAUCCAGUUCACCGAGGAGCAAAUCAAGGAUGGCAAGGAAAAGGUCUUGGGCGUGUUCAAGGCUCUCGAGGGUUAUCUCUUGGCCAACCCUAAUGCUUGCUAA